AGAAUUUUAAAAAACAGGCUCUGGCCACUCUAACCUUUUAUUUAUUUCGUUCUUUCUUCUUGUCCUGCUAUUUCGUGAUUAUUGUUUACGAAAGAUGUCCAACGUUGGAAAAAUUCGUUUAAAAACAUUUUCAGAACUUCAAGCUACUGCAGAAAUAAGUUUAAGAAUAGAAACGGAUAAGACUAAACCAACGGAAGACAAUGGACAUCGCACACCGGAGAAGAAAAGCCCGCGAAAAAGCCGUGCGGCCACAACAGCGAGGAAAUCCAAGAAACAAGAGGGAAACCUUGGUGUAGUCACUGUCACCAGCACGGUAAAGCGUUCCUCCAAAAAAACGCCAUUGCCCGGCCAGAUGCGCAUUGAUGCCUUUUUUAAAAGCGCCUCUAAGAACUACAAAGUGGAAACCCCACUUCCUCCUAUUUCGUCCUCUAAGAAGAUUUCCCCACCAGUUGUCAAACGGAAAGAACCUGCAGGUGCCAAAGGACGCAAGCGGCUGUUCGACGAUUCAACCACAACAUCUUCCACAACCUCGACUUGGAGUGAUCACAAACCCCCACAGAAGCGAGUACAACCAUUAAGAUCUGCAAAGGGCAAGGAGAACCUCUCAGAACUAGAUGUUAUAGAUCUAUGCUCAGAGGACGAUGACGAACGGACGAUCAAGGAGGAGGAAAGAACGCCUAGCCCAGUGAAAGCAUCAAAACAAGUUGCAAUUUCGGAUCAAAAAACAAAUUCCGCCUCGUCAAAGCCUACUAGUCCAGAAGGUAGCAAUAGGUCCAUGUCAUUGCUGGGCAUGGGCAGCAAUGUGUCUAGUCCAGACAUAGGUCAAGGAUUACUAAGAAGUACCCCCAGCCGGAAAACAAAAGAAAUUAAAAAACCAAAAACUCCUCCGUCCACUAACUCAAAACGAAUUAAGAAGCCAACAACCCCUCCCGCCACAAACUCAAAGCAAAGAAAGCCGAAACCAUGUCCCCCUUACAAAGUAGUCGAAGGAACGACGUUCUGUGUGGAUGGAUUUCAGUUUGGCGAUGUGGCUGGAGUGACGCACUACUUCCUUACCCAUUACCAUGCGGAUCACUAUAUUGGUCUAACGAAAAAGUUCUCCCAUCCCCUCUAUAUGAGUCCCAUAACAGCGCGGCUUGUGAGGCUCUUCAUAAAAGUCGAUGAGAAAUAUAUCCAUGAAAUAGAUGUGGAUGAAACUGUAAUGGUUGAUAAUGUGGAAGUGACUGCCAUAGAAGCCAAUCAUUGCCCAGGAGCCGUCAUGUUCUUUUUCAAGCUAAGUUCUGGAGAAUGUAUUCUGCACACUGGAGAUUUUCGUGCCUGCUCUGAAAUGGAGUCGUUGCCUCUUUUUUGGAACAACACCAAUAUCGACCUGCUUUAUUUGGAUACAACGUAUUUAAACAAAAACUAUAAUUUUUGCCACCAAUCGGAGAGUGUUGAUCGAGCGUUGCACUUGGUUGGCGCUUUUAUAGAGAAAAAUCCUUUCAAACGAAUACUGAUUGUAUGCGGCUCCUAUGUUAUCGGCAAGGAGAAGAUCUGGCUAGCCCUUGCUGAGGCUUUUUCGCUGAAAGUAUGGACAGAAUCAAGCCGUAGCGAUGCUAUCAGUUGCCUGGGUUGGGAUGAUUUGCAGGUUGUACUUACAGAUGAUCCGACUAAAGCCAACUUACAUGUUAUACCCAUGGGAAAAAUCAGUUACCCGAGCCUGGUUGAAUACUUUAGUCAAUUUGAAGACCAAUACGAUAUGUUGCUGGGAAUAAGACCAAGUGGCUGGGAGAAAAACAGUAAGCCUUCCUUUGGGAAAAAGAUCAGCACGAUUGGCAUUGAAUACUCGGAGCAUUCCAGUUACAAAGAAUUAGAACGUUUCGUACGCUUUCUGAAACCCAAGCGAGUCAUCAGUACUGUACCCGUUGGUCGCGAUCUGUUCGUCACAGGAGAUGUGCCCAAAAUAUGGUAUCAGUACCAAGGUCCGGCCUCGAUGUUAAGCACAGGGUUUCAGCGGUCUAUAUCCACAUUCCUUACCACACCUAAACGAACUGUCCCAAAUGCAUCCGCCUCUGAGAUGAUGCUAAGUCCAUUGAAAGAAAGCUGUUCAGAUCACGGUGAGGAGGAUUCAAUGGAGUGCGUGUCUAUUGUGUCUAUAAAAUCAAGUGUAUCUGAAAACACAAAUAUUGGAGCUUGCCCUAUCCCAGAAAAAGUGCAUUUAUCUGAAACCCGGGGUACAAAUAACAAAGGUGUUAUUACAACCCGCACAGAAGAUAGCAAAGAGGCAAUCAAAAUGAAAGACAGCGCCAAAGAGCCAGCAAUUGUCAGAAGGUUAACAUCGGACGCCUCCGAUGAUUGGCUCUCGUACUCAUAGCAUUACCCAUUGUUGUCUAAUUCUAUGUUACUACCUAGUGCUAAGAAUUUAACUGUAACAGUAGUUUUAAGAAAAAUGUUUUUAAAAUGCUUAGGAUUGUGCAUGUCUUCAGUUGAGCUGUGAAAAAAUUGAUAAAAGACUAAGUUUUUGUUUCGCAUAUCCAUUUCUGUUCUUUCAUGUUAAUACAAUGUUUUUGAUAUAUACACACAGUUUAAUAUAUAUUAUAUAUAUUUUCAUUUAUAAUUUGAUGAAUAGGGCUGUCUUACACGUAUUCCUUAACGCCAACUAGUUCGGUGUGCCGGAUGCUCCGUAACUUCUACAAUAAAUUAAAUUAGUGUAUGUGAGGAAACAACUAAAUGUGUAUAAAUACAAAUAACAAUAGACUUUUA
Molecule: messenger RNA, 2742 nt
Organism: Drosophila ananassae
Lineage: Eukaryota; Metazoa; Arthropoda; Insecta; Diptera; Drosophilidae
Gene: Snm1
Product: DNA cross-link repair protein SNM1
Exons: 3
Coding region: 95-2353 (752 amino acids)
Biological process (GO): double-strand break repair via nonhomologous end joining; protection from non-homologous end joining at telomere; interstrand cross-link repair
Molecular function (GO): 5'-3' DNA exonuclease activity; damaged DNA binding
Source: RefSeq, a predicted model, not a curated record